This is a messenger RNA of Closterium sp. Naga37s-1, 669 nucleotides long. Lineage: Eukaryota; Viridiplantae; Streptophyta; Zygnematophyceae; Desmidiales; Closteriaceae. The record is from the annotation of a GenBank genome assembly.
AUGUCGCAUCCGUUGUCGGAUGAAGAUCCAGGGGUGGUGGACGAGCGGAAGCAGAAGCGGAUGCUGAGCAAUCGCGAGUCGGCGCGGCGGUCGCGGCUGAAGAAGCAGCACCAUCUAGACGAGAUGCGCCAGCAGGUCCGUGACGCCCCAUCCUCGGUGUCCCCACAACCCGACUGUCACCCCCUCGCACUGCCUCAUCACCAGCAACCGCCAUUCCCGCCUCCUCACCUCAACUCGUUUUCUUGGGCUAUAUUCCCUUCGCUUCCCCUCGCUGCCCAUACGCAGGUGGCGCAGCUGCGCGCGGAGAACAGCGAGAUGUCGACGCGGUACAACAUGGCGUCGCGGCACUACACGCAGCUAACAGAGGAGAACCGCGUGCUGCGCUCGCACGCCAUGGAGCUCAGUCGCCAGCUGCAGCGCCUGCACCACGCAGCCGCCGCGCACGGCCACCCCAUGAACGCGCAACUCGGCCUCGGAUCCAGCCUCGGAUCGAGCCUCGGGUCCAGCCUCGGCGGUGGUCUAGGCUCGUCCCACAUUGAUCCCCUCGCAUUUUCCCUCGCGCCGCCGCUGGGUCCCCCGUUUUCGUCGCAUCACAUGGCUGGACGGUCGCCCAUGUCUAUGUACCCCUACGCCUUGCCUCCCUCGCCUGCGCCGGAGGUCUCUAGGUGA